AAAGUAAUACUCAAGACAAAAUGCUAGAUCGUAAAAGAAAAGCUAAAAACUCACCUUCUGAUCCUGAUUCUGAUGUCGAGAGUUUUCAUGACUAUGAUGAAGGCAAUAGAAAUAAUUCUAUCUCAUUAACUUCAAAUGAUAUUACAGCCUUUAAUGAGAAAAUUGAGAAUCUGAGUCCUAGCGAUGAAGAUAGUGAUGUGGGAUAUGAUACUCCUUAG
Molecule: messenger RNA, 218 nt
Organism: Funneliformis mosseae
Lineage: Eukaryota; Fungi; Glomeromycota; Glomeromycetes; Glomerales; Glomeraceae
Source: the annotation of a GenBank genome assembly